CCGUCCUGCCUUGCAGACUAUACCAGCUGUCAAGCCAGAGUGAAGGAUCAGGCAGAGGUCUGGGAGUGGCGGAGCCAGCCUUGCAGUGGAGCUUGAGAUCGUGAGGUUUCUAUGCACACCUGAGGUUGGAGGUCACGGAGUCCAGUAAUAGAAUCCGAGGCACGGAACGUCAUGUGAGCUCCAAUGAAUCGGCUCAUGAAGGGGAAGCUCGCUGGCCCUCCCUGAGACAAGAAUGGCACCACCCUCUGGGUGCAGUCUCCUUGUGAUCGGUGCACUGGGCGUCUUUGCACUUGACUGCUUCGCGAGAGCUCAGAAGAACAGCACGCUAAUUUUCACGAAGGAAAACACCAUUCGGAAGUGCAGCUGCUCUGCAGACAUCCGGGACUGUGACUACAGUUUGGCCAACCUGAUGUGCAGCUGUAAAACCGUCCUGCCCUUUGCAGUCGAGCAAACCAGCUACAAUGACCAUCUGACCAUCUGGUUCACAGACACAUCUGCACUGGGACUCCUGUUGAACUUCACGCUGGUCCGGGACCUGAAGCUUUCUCUGUGCAGUACCAACAUUCUCCCCGCUGAGUACCUGGCUAUUUGUGGUCUGAGGAGGCUUCGCAUCAGCACCGAGGCCAAGCAUCCCUCCCCAGAGCAGAGUUUACUCAUCCACGAUGGUGGGGAGAGAGAAUCCAGAGAGAAGCCUGUGUUAUUACACCAAGGCUGGCAAACCUGUAUGUAUAUCUCCUUCUUAGAUAUGGCACUUUUCAACAGGGAGUCAUCCUUAAAAUCAUACAGUAUUGCAAACUCUGCCAGCAUGGCCAGCAACUUCCCCUACUUUUCCUACUUUAAAACCUUCCCAAUUCUAAGCAACAAAAGCUAUGUUGUCACAUUCAUUUACUAACAUUGUAGCUGUGUCCAACCUUUGGGACCUUUGGGACAUUAUGGAUCAUUUCAACAAGGACUCUGUGAACAAGGUCAAGGGUAUUCCUAUCCUCAACUUCACUUCACCCCCAGCCCCCACCUGCUGGCCCUCUCUGCUCUGCGCAUGCCCACCCAUGGUAAAACAAAAUAAAAAGAGCCAAAACGCCUACUUGAUUCAGUCCAGGAACGUGCCUUGAGGGCCAGCUAGAGGCUAGGUCCUUGCUACUGGGGGCAGGUGGAGAAAUGUCAGAUCAGAAAUGGAGAGACCAAUGCACCCCAGGAACUGCUUAGUGGAGCUCAGCAGAGGGGAUGACCCCCAAGAAAGGCGUCUUCCUUCAAAACAUUGCCUUAAUUUUUUUUUUUUUUUUUUUUGCUUCAUUUUGUUAGAUAGGUUGGAAUUCCCCUAAGUAGGGAAUGAUAGACUUCAGCCUUUUGAGACUGUGAACGCCACAAAAUGAUUAGAUUCUCUUAGACUGGUAUUUUCCAAAUGUCUUGUUAAGAAUAUUCACAUUGAGAAAGGGGAGUCUUGUGAGUGUGUUUCGUGAGGGAGGUCUGAAGCUUGGAGGAUAGGGUGGGACCUUAGGACCAAAUGAGGCCACUAGGGUCCUGAGGAAGGGAUACAGAAAGAAAAAUUGGAAGUCACAAAACCCAAGUGCAUUGGGUUUCUUCCUUAGGGCAAGGCCUAAACCCAGGGAAAGUUUUCCUCUUCUAGCCCUUCACGUCCUUCUCUUAUCUUGCCUCCUAUCUUCGGCCCCCUUAUGCCACUUCCCCAUUUAACUUCUCAUUGUCUCCAACCCCUCCUCCUCCUUCUCCUGUUCCAGAAAUCAGUACUUACAUUCAUACCAGUAGAACUAUGUUUGACUACAUUAGGGACUAGCGUGGGAAUGUAAUAGUCCCUUAUAACAUUACUCCCAUGGGUAAAUACGCCCAGAUUACUAACAGAAAAUUAACGAAAGAACUUUUAGCACUCGGUCCAUUUGGAAGUUUAAGACUGGAAAGUCAAGACACGUUGCAUGAUGGGGUUAACGCAAAAUGGUUUUACGUGCAUUGAUACAAGGAACUAACACAACAUAUUUCUUAGAAAAUUAAACUGACUUGGGGAUUCCCUGGUGGUCCAGGUUAGGAUGCCACAGUCUCACACCUGAGGGCCCGGGUUCAAUCCCUGGUUGGGGAAGUAGGAUCCUGCAAGCCAUGUGGCACAGC
Kogia breviceps (pygmy sperm whale) is the source of this 2115-nucleotide messenger RNA. It is a transcript of the gene EPCIP, whose product is annotated as exosomal polycystin 1 interacting protein. NCBI's taxonomy places the organism in Eukaryota, Metazoa, Chordata, Mammalia, Artiodactyla, Physeteridae. The record is from RefSeq and is a predicted model, not a curated record.